Molecule: messenger RNA, 279 nt
Organism: Mycotypha africana
Lineage: Eukaryota; Fungi; Mucoromycota; Mucoromycetes; Mucorales; Mycotyphaceae
Exons: 1
Coding region: 1-279 (92 amino acids)
Cellular component (GO): membrane
Source: RefSeq, a predicted model, not a curated record
AUGACGAGUCCGUAUUCCCGUAAAGACAUUAUCCUUUUCAUCGUGGCCUUUAUAUUCCCACCAGCUGCUGUAGCAAUGAAAACUGGUUGUAGUAUCGACCUAUUGAUCAAUGUAUGUUUAUGCGCCUUGGGUGCUAUACCUGGUAUUAUUCAUGGCUUUUACAUUGUUCACAAAUACAACGACAAAAUUGAAGAUUUAGAGGCAGGCAGUUUUCGGUAUGAAAGAGUGGUAACGGAUGAACCUGCUAGAGUGCAAUAUGGCGCAACGGCGCCAAACUAG